This is a messenger RNA of Limulus polyphemus (Atlantic horseshoe crab), 3309 nucleotides long. RefSeq lists its product as uncharacterized. The record is from RefSeq and is a predicted model, not a curated record. The coding region runs from base 150 to 3125 and encodes 991 amino acids. Gene Ontology annotation, molecular function: protein kinase C binding. Lineage: Eukaryota; Metazoa; Arthropoda; Merostomata; Xiphosura; Limulidae. The transcript has 9 exons. Gene Ontology annotation, biological process: establishment or maintenance of cell polarity; regulation of cellular localization; centrosome cycle. Gene Ontology annotation, cellular component: cell cortex; apical plasma membrane; nucleus.
GGAUUGCCUGUAAAGCAUUCUGCUGCUUUCAGUUCGUCUUCAUGCUUCAGCAACAGAAAGUUUUAUAUCAAUGAAGAACGUUCCGGUAAGUUUCAAGAGCCGAAGAUUUCUCCCCUCCACUCUCUUAUUCGAAUGCCCAAAUCUGUGUCAUGCCAUCAGAUCAGAAUCUUCCAUCAUUUUCGAAUCCUGGUCACCAAUUUAAUGAUUUCUGUAGUAAUACGAACGAUGUAACCAUGGUUUCUUUAAAGUUAAACAUUACAGGCCGUGUUCCGUCUCCUGACAGUGCAUGUGAACAGGACUGGGCGCCAACAAACACAAUUCAACCCUCUUCGUCUGAUUACUCCCAAGUGGUAUCAGCAGCUGAUGAUACCACAAGUGAUACUUCUGACAGUACUAAUACUAGUAGUCAGUGUAAUCAUACGAAUUCCAGAAAACGUGGAGAAAAACAAUUACCCGACAUGCAACAGGAUAGUGAAAAACCAGUACAUAAUGGAGGCUUUCAUAUGCACGACAGUGACGGCGAUUCUGGUAUUGUGGCUCUUAGCAGGAAGAAUGGGAGGAUCGGAUCAACUUGUUCCAAUGAAACAGACCGUAGUCAAGACAACUAUCAGAGAACACCAAGGAAGGAACAGAUCUCUCGACCAAUGCAUUAUCGCAAGUACGUUCCUGACACCAAUUCCCAAGAACUUCUGAACAAAUAUUCGUUGAAACCGUCGCUAAAGGCUUGUUCGGUUUCUAGCGUGCACAGUUGUAAUGGACCACUGAAAGGUGACCAUACCAUCAUAUCAGAUACUACAUCAUCGACAAACAGCUCCACAAAAUUGACUGUACAUUCUUCAUCGUUUAAGGAGUUUUCUAACCCAAAAGUCCGCUUUGAUGAAGAACUGCAACUUACUGAGCACAAUAUUCGUCGAUCAUGCCGAAAACUCUUCGCUACACUGUAUGCCCAGAAAUCUGCAACCCUAAAACCUGAACCAAAAAAUGGACCUUUUCUUCCCAGCCAGAUAGCAAAUGUUUCAAGCAUGUCAGAAACAAAACAGCCAAAUCGAAUUGCAGAUAAUUGUAAUUCCAUCUGUUCCGAGAUGAAUCGGACGUAUCCUUUCAAUAAGACACAAGGAACUUGUGGCUUAAAUUCGCUCAGGAUGAAAACUAGCAGUUACACCUUGCCUUCAAAAACUACUGGCCCUGUGUUUAGGGCAUCGUGGAGCCAUGGCGUAGAUGUCAAGAAACAACCUGGUCAUAAAAUCAGGCCUCGCCUUGGACAACAACUCAGUAACCCAUCAGACCUUAGUUAUACGGGAAAUCUCUACAAUAGUAAUACGAACAAAAACAUAGUCGUUUCAGAAAAAGAUACGAAUGACGUCAAAAGUCCGCCACACAGUGAUAUUUAUGUAGGAAUACCCACUACAAUAAUACAGAAGUCAAAAGAUGUCAAUAAAAAAACUUCUUCUCCAACAACGACUAAAAGUUUCCCGACUCUUCAGACAAUAACCCAAGAGAAUUGCCAUGAAUCUAGUCAUAUUUCGAAUAAAUCAUCGCGUGCAAGCCAAGGCGCAGGCCAUCGGUGUUCCAAAACUACUUUAUUUAAAAGUAGAAGUUGCACAGCUUUGUCAGGUGAAUUAAGUUUACGUACCGUAAAUUUUCCUUCGUUGGAUUCACCCCUUUCUUUUCAUCAGGGAAAGGAACGUCCUUCGUUGGAUUCAUCCCUUCUAUCUCAUCAGGGUAAUGAUGAACUAAUGGUGUUAUUGUCUUCUCACGCGGCUGAGGACCACCAUGUGUCCAAGGAGAAAAGCCCGUGUAGUACUCUUGUUGUUAAGAAGGUUCAUCUGGACAGAGAUUCUGACUGUGUGCUUUACAGCGAUGACAUGAUUCGAGUCUACGCUCGUUUAGCUUCUGUGGAUCCCGAAGGAACAACAGUACAAGAAGCGACAACUUCACAGGCUACGUGCAACGCACUCAAGAGUGAUAAAACCUUGCGACGUUCUUUGAAUGCAAAAUCAAAUUAUUCUCAAGUGUCGGAAUAUGCAGAUUACGCACGUGUGCUCGGAGAUCCUGGAAACAAACAAGCUCUUCAUAGUGAGAGUCAUAUUAAAGGAUUUUCCUAUCCUGAAACGAUUAAUACACAUGAUUCUGUCCUCGGUAGAACUGUGCCAGAGCUGUUAAUGAUAGCUGCUGCAGAACACGUUCAAUUGGGCUGUAUUCCUAAAGGACAAGAACAGAGAGUACUCGUGGGGGACAACACAGGAGCAGGGAUGGCUAACUCUGCGUUAGGUUCUAGUUCUGCUGUUCCAGUGGUCACUCAAGCUUCAAUCCCAGUCAAAACAGACAAGAUGGAAUCACCUGAAUAUGCCGUAGUUGACAAGAGUAAAAAGUCCCGUCGUUUACAGCGGACCGCAUCCCUUUCAAGGGUAACCAGCAGCCCUUGUAUCUCGAAUAGUAAAGGUGGCUCCCCCUGUGAAGAACAAGAACCACCAGUACCUCCAAAAAUAUUCAUGCAUAGAAGUGACUUUGCUUUAUACAAAGAAACAUCUUCUUCGAAAAAAUCGGUCAUUGAGCGUGUUCAGGGAUUUACAAAAUCAGCCAAGAGCGCUCUCCAGAGGGCAUUCAGCACAGAGCGCAUCUACAGAGAAGAGAAGCUUGAAACUACCCGUAAGCCACGACGAUCUCAGUCUUUCAUUAAAGUUUUGAAGAAUCGUAUGAGUAUGAGAGGGGUCAAGGGAAAAACAUGGAAUAUCAGAGAAACCUCCGGUCAUGCUUCUCGCCUUGGAACUGUAGACACAGACAAUGAGCACUCACUUCUCCCGGGCCACGUGUGGGGCCAGCUGAUCCAACUCCAUGUGGACGGGUCGCAAGUAGUGGAGCUCAGCAAACCUCCUAAGAAGCCGUUUGGAUUCUAUCUAGCUCGAGGCACGAUCAGAAACUGCAGAGGGGUUUUUGUGUCCCGGAUGAGAGAUCACGAAACACAGAAAUUACUUUCUGGGUUGAUUGACAUUGGAGAUGAGAUUUUAGAGAUAGAUGGCGUUGGUGUAAAAGAGAAGGACAUAACAGAAGUGAACAGUUUGAUGACUAAGAAAAAUAACAUACUUUUGACCGUCCUACCGUAUUCGAGUCGGGUCGACGUGUGAAACGAACACGAGCAUCUUUCUUGAUCCUUCUUCUAACAGUUUUUUCUGUUUUUUAUCAUUUACAGAAAAAUAUUCGUCCUGAAACAUUUUACUUAUAGGGGAAUUGUCAUUUCAUACCUGCAUUGAUACAAUUGAAGUACUAAAAAUCGUUACCUGUAGAAGUGGAAUAUUUUAGAGAUUGAAU